CUCCUCCCUAAACUCCCUCUUCUCCCUUUCAAAAACCACCCUCUUUUCUCAACACUGUUCCUCUUUUUCCCUUGCCUACUACUCUUCUAGUAAUUGGUUCCAACUUCCAACUUUCCAAGCAAAGGAGAUACAGUAACACAGCAGCAGCAGCAGCAGCAGCAGCAGCUAAUUAAAGAGAAAUAUAUAAAAGAUCAUGUCUUCUAGGAGGUCAAGGAUAACAGAAGAGGAGAUCAAUGAGCUUAUCUCCAAGCUCCAUUCCCUUCUCCCUGAGUCUCGUCGCCGGAGUGGCGCAAGCCGAGCAUCAGCAGCAAAGCUGUUGAAGGAAACAUGCAGUUAUAUCAAGAGCUUACACCGUGAAGUUGAUGAUCUGAGUGAUCGGCUUUCCGGUCUCAUGGCUACGUUGGACACUAACAGUGCUCAGGCUGAGAUCAUCCGAGAGCUUCUCAGGUCCUAAAUGAUAACUAGCACUGUAUGUUAUCAUUAAAAGAUAUAUAAAUCUAUAGUGAGAAAGAGAGAGAGAGAGAGAGAGAGAGAGAGAGAGGAGGAGGAGGAUAUAAUUAAGGAGAAUGUAAGGUUUACUAUUUGCUUAGGUUUAGUGUUGAAGUCUUAUGUAUGUCUGGCAAGCAAGAGUUGUUGAGUUGUUUGAUACAAUGACAACCAACCAUAUAUAAGGUAUAAGGGAGGAAUGUGGUGUAGUACGUAUCUAUCUUUUUCUUUUU
Molecule: messenger RNA, 719 nt
Organism: Dioscorea cayenensis subsp. rotundata (Guinea yam)
Lineage: Eukaryota; Viridiplantae; Streptophyta; Magnoliopsida; Dioscoreales; Dioscoreaceae
Product: transcription factor ILI3-like
Exons: 2
Coding region: 194-454 (86 amino acids)
Biological process (GO): regulation of DNA-templated transcription; regulation of growth
Molecular function (GO): protein dimerization activity
Source: RefSeq, a predicted model, not a curated record